This is a messenger RNA of Homarus americanus (American lobster), 1304 nucleotides long. Its product is annotated as histone PARylation factor 1-like. Bases 3 to 971 code for a protein of 322 amino acids. Gene Ontology annotation, molecular function: poly-ADP-D-ribose binding; histone binding. The record is from RefSeq and is a predicted model, not a curated record. Gene Ontology annotation, biological process: regulation of protein ADP-ribosylation; DNA damage response. The transcript has 8 exons. NCBI's taxonomy places the organism in Eukaryota, Metazoa, Arthropoda, Malacostraca, Decapoda, Nephropidae. Gene Ontology annotation, cellular component: nucleus.
UGAUGAUGAUGAGGAUGGUAAAUUACCCAUACCCAUGUUUGAAGAUUCUCAUGACGACAGCGUUAAAUUCUCUCCUCUCCAGAAGACAUUCAGCAAACAUUGAACAGAAGUUUCUUGUGGAAAUGCCAGAUGAUUUCUUUGAUUUCUGGGAUUGUUGUGUGCGGCUGAACAAGGAAAAACCAGAAGAGGCACUGAGCAAAGCUGGUCUAACACUUGUGGGUCCAUAUGAUGUCCUCACCAGGAAGUUGGAUGGUUUAAAGACUCGGUGUAGAUCCAGUUAUGCCUGUCAUUGGCGCUACUACUACGAUCCACCAGAAUUUAUGACUGUGAUAGCCGGUGAUGAAAAAGAAUACCACAUUGGCUAUUAUCGCGACGACCCCUUCGAAUUGCCAGGUUUUGUAGGUUCAAUGUCGUCCAAAAACCAAGGAGUUAUCAAAGCCCUCGGUGGAAAUAUCUUUGGUGCACUUCAUUAUCUUAGAGACAGAAUGAGAGAACACUCAAAGAAAGCUCCACUUCAGAGAUUAUACAACGAAAUUGAACUGUAUGCUAUGAAGAAACUCCAUUCAUUGGAGGUCGAGACAAAGAGCAUGAAGGAACGAAAAAUCGUAGUUUCCCCGACCUUCCAUGGGGGCGUGUUAGCACUUCCUACGACAAAUGCCAAAUUGUGGAGAAUGAUGAACAGGGUUGUUGGAUCCAAAACUGACUGGGAGAGAAGGAAACAUUUUGAAGUUAUUCAAGACUUAAUAAAAAAUGUACAGUUUGCUUAUGAUGCUGAUGACAUUGGUAUGGGACUAGAGCUUGGACUUGACAUGUUUACGUUCGGCCAUGAGUUGUUUCACAAGCCUGUUUACCAUGUCCUUGGUUUAGCAUAUGACAUGUUAGGGAGAGAACCUUAUAUUGAUAUAUUACAAGCUCAUCUGAAGAACAGACGACAGGGCAGCAAUUUGAGCAUCAUGGAAGUUGUUGAAUAGAUGACAAGAUGGAUCACCUUUGAUGUAGCUGUCUUAAGUUCCUCAUGCUUUGCCCUUAAGUUGUACACACUUCAGUACAAUGCCAACUCUCUUACUUAUUGGCAUUGAAAUCACUUAAGUACAGGUACAUGUAAAAUUGGCUUCACUAUCUGUUUAGCUAAUAGUGUCAUGUUCUUAGUUGAAAUUUUGUUGAUUUAAAUGUCAAGUUAGUGUCUUUGUACUGUAUUCCUUCCUUAAAUUAUACUGUAGUUUAGUAUCUUAGGUUUAGAUAACAACAAUUUUGUAAAAUAUACAUGUAAGUGCCAUGCAUUAUAAAAUGUAAGUGCCAUGCAA